AAACGCCAAGCCAUGAGCGGUCGUCAGCCGUAUCUCAGGACAGAUCAGCCCCGUUCUUCACCCACGUUACACAUACACCACAACACCCACACAACAGCCACAUCCUCCUCGUUUUUGUCUCCAUUUCUUCGCCGUCUCCAUGACCGCCGCCGGCAUUGUUAGGUAGCCGGCAACUCCUCUCACUCUUUCGACCCGUAUCAUUUCCACCCUCUCAACCCUACCUAACCUGUUGCUUCCGAACCGGCGCGCAAACUGCCAACGGCCAUCCACCAUGGCCCCUCGUCGGUCGCCGACAGGCUGGUUGCGCCUGCCUGCCCUCAUCGCGGCCGUCGCUCUCCCGUGGAUAAUACCGCUGGCUGCCGCCGACAAGACGGCCGCUGACUAUUUUGUCCAUUCGCUUCCAGGCGCACCCGAAGCGCCUCCCGUGAAGAUGCACGCCGGACACAUCGAGAUCACCCCCGAACACAAUGGCAACAUCUUCUUCUGGCAUUUCCAGAACCAGCAUAUCGCGAACAAGCAGCGGACCGUGAUCUGGCUGAACGGCGGGCCGGGCUGCAGCUCCGAGGAUGGUGCGGUAAUGGAGAUUGGCCCCUACCGGGUAAAGGAUGACAAGACUCUGGUCUACAACGAGGGCGCCUGGAACGAGUUUGCGAACGUCAUGUUCGUCGACAAUCCCGUCGGCACCGGCUACAGCUAUGUCGACACCAACGCCUACUUGCACGAGCUCGACGAGAUGGCCGACCAGUUCGUCAUCUUCCUGGAGAAGUGGUAUGCUCUGUUCCCAGAGUACGAACACGACGAUCUCUACAUCGCCGGAGAGUCAUACGCUGGCCAGUACAUCCCGUACAUCGCGAAGCACAUUCUCGACCGUAACAAGCUUCCGACGACGAAGCACAAGUGGAACCUGAUGGGCCUCCUCAUCGGCAACGGAUGGAUCUCGCCGCCCGAGCAGUACGAAGCCUACCUCCAAUACGCCUUCGACAGGGGCCUUGUGCAGAAGGGCAGUGACAUCGGCAACAAACUCGAGGUCCAGCAACGCAUUUGCCAGAAGCAGCUGGCCGUCAGCAAGGGCGCCGUCGAUAGCCCGGACUGCGAAAAGAUCCUCCAGGAUCUUCUGCGGUUCACCGCUACUCCCGGCAAGGACGGCCAACUCGAAUGCUACAACAUGUACGACGUGCGCCUCAAAGACACUUACCCAUCCUGCGGCAUGAACUGGCCGCCCGAUCUGGCUCACGUCACCCCGUACCUUCGCCAGAAGGAAGUCGUCGAAGCCCUCCACGUCAACCCGAACAAGGUCACCGGCUGGGUGGAAUGCAACGGCCAGGUGGGCCAGAGCUUCAAGCCCGUCAACUCGAAGCCCUCGAUCGACAUCCUCCCGGACAUCCUGGCCGAGAUACCCGUCAUCCUCUUCUCCGGCUCCGAAGACCUCAUCUGCAACCACCUCGGCACCGAGGCGUUCAUCAGCAACAUGGCGUGGAACGGCGGCCGCGGCUUCGAGCUGUCGCCCGGCACCUGGGCGCCGCGCCGGGAAUGGACCUUCGAGGGCGAACCUGCCGGCUUCUGGCAGGAGGCGCGCAACCUCACCUACGUGGUCUUCUACAACAGCAGCCACAUGGUGCCGUUCGACCACCCGCGCCGCACGCGCGACAUGCUCGACCGCUUCAUGGGCGUCGACAUCAGCUCCAUCGGUGGCAAGCCGACCGACAGCCGCCUCGACGGCGAGAAGGGACCCGAGACCACGGUCGGCGGCGCCGCGGGCAACGGCACUGCCGCCCAGGAGGCCGAGAAGGCCAAGCUCGACGCCGCCAAGUGGGAGGCCUACCGCCGCUCGGGCGAGAUCGUGCUCGUCAUCGUCGCCGUCGCCGCCGCCGCCUGGGGCUACUUCGUCUGGCGCGACCGCCGCAGGAGGCAGGGCUACCAGGGCCUGGCCGACGGGCCCGGCCGGGCCGCCGGCUCCUCCAGCUCGUCUGAGCGCCUCGAGACCUUCCGCACCCAGCGCACCUUGCGCAGGGACAGGGAUCUGGAGGCCGGCGAUUUCGACGAGAACCAGCUGGAUUCGCUGCACGUCCGGUCGCCCGCCGAGGAGCAGGCUGAUGCGAGGUACAGCCUGGGAGGGGAAGAAAGCGAGGAUGACGAGGAGGAAGGGACGACGAAAAAGGGCGGGAAAAGAAGGGAGAAGGCGGCAAAAGCCGGGGAAAGUUCAUGAUCCGCCCGGAUUGGGUUCGACAGAGCGUUUUGAAAGUGAGGCAUACACAGCACGUACAUACAUACAUCCAUGGGUCGUCUUGUAGAUUGUUGGUA
This is a messenger RNA of Thermothielavioides terrestris NRRL 8126, 2301 nucleotides long. RefSeq lists its product as uncharacterized. The coding region runs from base 272 to 2206 and encodes 644 amino acids. Gene Ontology annotation, cellular component: trans-Golgi network. NCBI's taxonomy places the organism in Eukaryota, Fungi, Ascomycota, Sordariomycetes, Sordariales, Chaetomiaceae. The record is from RefSeq and is a predicted model, not a curated record. Gene Ontology annotation, biological process: proteolysis; apoptotic process. Gene Ontology annotation, molecular function: serine-type carboxypeptidase activity. The transcript is spliced from 3 exons.